AUGAGUCUGCUCCAUUUUGCGACUAGACAUCUGAUUCUCCAAGUGCUUCAUGAAUUGGGAUUGAAGGCUCGCACAGCCCAUAACACCUUAAAGACUUGUGUAGCAAUGUCUCAUCCAAGUACAAACAUGGCAGAUUUUCGGAAACUCUUUGCCAGGUCAAGGCAUAUAGCCGUUAUUACAGGGGCUGGAGUCAGUGCUGAAAGCAGUGUGCCAACGUUCAGAGGACCUGGUGGUUUCUGGAGAAAAUGGAAAGUUGAGGACCUAGCUACCCCUAAUUCCUUUAUGGAGAAUUCCUCUCGGGUGUGGGAGUUCUACCGUUACCGGCGAGAAUUAAUGCAGAAGAACUAUCCCAACCCAGCCCACACAGCAAUUGCAGAAUGUGAGGCCCAGCUAAGUGCUCAGGGAAGGCAUAUGGUGGUCAUCACUCAGAACAUCGAUGAGUUCCAUCGAAGAGCAGGCACCAAGAACCUCAUGGAAAUUCAUGGCAGCUUAUUUAAAACUCGAUGCCUCAGUUGCAGAAAUGUGGCAGAGAAUUACAAAAGUCCAAUCUGUCCAGCUUUAGAAGGAAAAGGUGCCCCAGACCCUCAUGUUCCAGAUGCUGAAAUCCCCAUUGUAAAGCUUGCUAGAUGUGAAGAAAAAGGUUGCAAUGGGCCCCUUCGACCCCACGUGGCAUGGUUUGGAGAAAAUCUGGACCCUAACAUUCUUGACAGGGUCAACAAAGAGCUUGCUGUUUGUGAUUUAUGUUUACUGGUGGGAACAUCCUCUUUGAUUUGUCCUGCAGCUAUAUUUGCCCUGCAUGUAUCAGCUCAGGGAGUACCAGCGGCUUAA
Messenger RNA from Trichosurus vulpecula (common brushtail), 828 nucleotides. RefSeq names its product NAD-dependent protein deacylase sirtuin-5, mitochondrial-like. Gene Ontology annotation, molecular function: NAD+ binding. The transcript has a single exon. The coding region runs from base 1 to 828 and encodes 275 amino acids. The record is from RefSeq and is a predicted model, not a curated record. NCBI's taxonomy places the organism in Eukaryota, Metazoa, Chordata, Mammalia, Diprotodontia, Phalangeridae.